AUGGCGCUUGCUCGGGGCAGUUGCGCCAAAUCUGAUCUCGACAAGCUGGGUCUGGCCGAACUUGAUCCUGAGAAGGUUGGACUUGGCGGCACUGAUCCAGCCGCUGAAGAACAGUACCAUCUUGAAUUCGCCACGAACCGCUACAGACCGGCCGCGUAUGCUGGCAGGGUCGACGAAUUUCUUGCUGAGCUAUUCCAUCCUGCUCCGACGCCCUUGGUUCUGGAUCACCACCUGGCCGUGACGAGCGGGGGUCCGAUUCGGCCUGUCCGAGCAUGGAAUCUUGACUAA
Messenger RNA from Cladophialophora bantiana CBS 173.52, 288 nucleotides. RefSeq lists its product as uncharacterized. Bases 1 to 288 code for a protein of 95 amino acids. The record is from RefSeq and is a predicted model, not a curated record. The transcript is spliced from 2 exons. Lineage: Eukaryota; Fungi; Ascomycota; Eurotiomycetes; Chaetothyriales; Herpotrichiellaceae.